AUGCUAAUAGAGCAAAGUGAGAAAUGUCUUCCUUCCUUCCUUCCUUCCUUCCUUCCUUCCUUCCUUCCUUCCUUCCCUAGUGGAGCAUCAGGGAGCAGCAGUGAAUCAGAGAGCAGCUCAGAGUCGGACACAGACGAAUCAGAGAGCAGCUCCAGUGACAGCGAGUAUAACCAGACGUCCCGCACACACACACCAGAGCCUGAGCCCCCCUCUGCCAACAAGUGGCAGCUGGACAGCUGGUUGAAUAAGGUCCAAGCUCAAACCAAACCCCAGGUUCCCCCUCAGCCAGAACAUGGCACAGGCUCCAUCCCCCAGGGUCCGGGGACUUUCUCUCCCAGGAGUGAAGCACCAGGAGUGGGAACGGCCGCAAAGACAAAGCCCUGCGUGUCCAGCAGCACCCCGGUUCCAGCUGCCCAAACGGUGGAACACAAGGAUACGAGGGGAGCGUUCUGCCCGGGCAGAGAGAAGGCCAAGGCUAAGCUCAGCCAGAAGGCCUCAGGGGAGGGCCAGAGGUCAAAGAUGAGGAUGUCACCGGGCCUGUUGUCAGGGCCGGAGGUCGCGACCCAGAGGAGGAUCACCACGGGGAAGAAGCAGCCCAGACGGACAGAGAGGUCGAACAGUGUGGAGGAUGGUCAGAGCCAGACGUGGAGCAGAACAAACCAGCACAGCCCUGCGUCUAGGGAGAAGGACCUGUUGCCUCCCCCCUCCCUAGAGCUUCAGAACCCCCCGAGGCCACGAAGCAAACCCCCCAGUGGGAAAACAGCCCCCAGGAAAGAACCUCGCAGUGCUACCAACUCAAACAGCAGCUCAGUUACUCCACCAGCAGCGCUACAGCAAACCCCCGCGCCAAUACCUGCUGUCAGUGUAAACCAGGACAAGAAGAAACACAGAGGUCCGAGCACCAAGAUAACACCCAAGUCCCGUGAAUUCAUCGAGACGGACUCGUCCUCCUCGUCCUCCGAAUGCCACUCGGAUUCGGAGGAAGCCCUCAAGAUCCCCGCGCUGCCGCCUCAGACGACUCGCUCGGCCAUCAACACGCAGACCCUGUCCAACACGCACGCGCCUCCUCUACCCCCGUGCCUCGGGUCCGCGGGGAGCCUGGGGGCAUUUGGAGGGAAGGGCCUCCGAGUCAAAGACGGUGGCAGUGUGACCACUAACGGUAGCAGCAGCAGCAGUAACGGUAGCAUCAGCGGUGGUGCCAACGGCAGCAGUAACGCCCUAAGCAUUAGCAACAUAACUGGUUCAUUUGGCACUUCUGUUCCUGACCCCGGAGGGUUAGGAGGUCAGCGCAAAGACCCAGUGUCCAUGUCGCCGCCUCCCAACGUGGGACACGAGGUGCCGCCGUCCCCCUUGAGGGAAUACCAAGAGAUCCAGAGUUUAUGGGUGAAAAUCGAGCUGAGUUUGCUCAGCAGGGUGCCUGGCCAGGGUUUGGGGGAAAGAUCCAGAGCGGGACUGGCCGAAAGGGAUGGGAGCGAGGGGAGGGACAGGGAGAGACAGGGGGAGAGGAUAGGGGCGCCCGAGAGGGAGAGACAGAAGCAGGCCGAGAGAGAGUGGCCGGGGCUGAGGGAGAAGCAGAAGCCACCUAAAGGGGAGAAGCAGGAGGAAGAAAACGAGCGGCUGGGGCAGGACAGAGAGAGGCAAGGUGACAGAGACAGAUUAACGGAGAGAGAGAGGCAGACGGACAGAGAGGACAGAGACCGAUCGGUGCUCGGGGAGAGGGAUCGGACGGCGGGGAGGGACAGAGAGAAGGCGUGCCAAGGUCCGGGGGUCCAGGACAACCCCCCUGUGCAAGAGCAGAGUAAUCCCAGGCUGGCAGGGAGGACGGAGAGCAAACACAGGAGGCAGGCCGCUGGAAACAUGGCGGUCCCAGCAGAGAAACACACCAACAAGAGCAAGAGGAAACACAAGUCGGACCACACUGAGUCGUCAGUCAACGGCAAUAAGAAGCUGCGAUUGGACAAAGACUGUCAGCUCCUCCCGCCCUGCAUCUCUCCAAUACACAACCACAAGAACAGCUCAGCAGAUAGUUCACUAAACAGGAAGCAGUCUCGGCGGCGUGAAGACAAGCUGCUCCCCCCCCUCCUGUCGCCGCUCUCUGACGAUCCGCCUCGUAAACGGACCUGUGACAGCAGUUCCUCUCUCGGCCAGGAGGGCGUCGCCUCUGGGACGCUGCCCUGCUCCACCUCCUCCACUUCCACUUCCACUUCCACUUCCUCACACAGACACAGGAGAGGUGAAGGCAAGGCAUCGACACACGCGAGGAACGGCAGUGAAGUCGACACCCACAGCGAGAAGCCCAGCGGAGACGGUUACCAUGCCAACGGACAGUCGGACUCGGAGGUGUGGUCGGAACCACCGGUGGAACCUGCAGAACCUCGCCGGCCACGACUGACGUUUAGCGACACAGUCCAUAGUGCAGACUACUACAUGCAGGAGGCCAAGAGACUGAAGCACAAGGCCGACGCUUUGAUGGACAAAUUUGGUAAAGCGGUGAACUACGCAGACGGCGCCCUCUCCUUCAUAGAGUGUGGGAAUGCGAUGGAGCGAGAUCCACUGGAGGCCAAGUCCCCGUAUACCAUGUACUCUGAGACUGUGGAGCUGAUCAGGUACGCCAUGAGGUUGAAGAACUUCACCAGCCAUUCAGCCACCGUCGCUGAGAAGAAACUCGCCGUGUUGUGUAACCGCUGUCUGUCUCUGCUGUAUCUGAGGAUGUUCCAUUUGAAGAAAGACCACGCUGUCAAGUACUCGCGGUCGCUCAUGGAGUACUUCAAGAAUUCAGCCAAGAGUUCCCACCAAGCACCCUCUCCCUGGAGGAUCAAUGGGAAGGUUAACGGGACCCCGUCCCCCCUCUCACUCAGCCCCUCCCCGGCUGGCAGCGGAGGGGCGGGAGGAGGAUCCGGAGGAGCCCCGGGCUCGUCGGGAAGCGUGGCCAUCCCUCAACGGAUUCAUCACAUGGCUGCCAGUCACGUUAACAUCACCAACAACAUCCUGCGGAGCUAUGAACACUGGGAGACGGCUGAUAGACUGGCCACUGAUAGCCAAGAGUUCUUCCAGGAGCUGGACUCGGUGAUGGAGCCGUUGAGUCAGCAGAGCAGCAUGACGGAGCUGGUCCGAUACAUCAGGCAGGGACUGCACUGGCUCCGCUUAGAGGCUCACCUGCUGUAAGGACUGGAGCCCAGCCAAAAAUAAUAAAACAAAUAGAGAGAGGAAGAAAGACAUUUGCCUGGGAGCUAGAACUGGGAUAACAAGUGAGAUGAGACUCGUGGCGAUGCUUCGGUUCCCACUGGGAUCCUUCAAAUGACCCGACACCACCCGCAGUAGUGUAACGGCACAGACUGGGUGGAUUAAUUGGGCUGAAAUUCACCUGAACAGUAAUUAAGUUUGGGAAUUUCCGCUGUGAAUCACAGAAUACAAAGUAGCACAUUAAACGUUUGGCUGAUGCUGCUUCUUUUUGGAGCAACUGUAUCUCCGCGCAGGUAGCUUCAAUUCCUUAAGGGGCAAUAGAUGUUGUAAACCUUCCUGUGUCCCUGAAUAGAAAUAAUAAUAAGCAGUAAAAAGUAUUUUUACAAAGACGGGAUCAUUUUCAAAAAAAAGCUAUGUGAGCAGCUGAUGUGAUUUAGGAGGCUGGAGGUAAGGAGCUCAACAGAGGCUCAUCUGCUGCAGCGGCAGCCUCGAAACGUGUCUGUGAUUGGGACCAGAGCGAAAGCCUCGGGCUGAUAUCGAUCCAAGUGGAGCACCGGUCCAAUCCAUUAGAUGAGCAGCACUAGUGAAGGAAAGAGGCCCAGCUUUAACCUCUAGAGCUGAAUUGAUGGAGGCCAACGUUAGUCCUCUGCUUUCUGUAGGUCUGUGACACAAAUGUUUUUAAAGUUUGAAAUACAUCUAUCCUGAGUAUCAGGACUGUCUCACUUUGUCCAGCGGCCAUCGAGCGACUCACAUGUGAUCUGGAUCGGUGGGUUGUUAAAGUAGAAGCACUUAAGAUGCACAGCCUCUGUGAUAACCCCAACAUUAAGCUAGCGAGACCGAGGAUUACAAGACCUGGUCAAGCUGCCGUACGGGGAGUUCCCGGCUCAGCAGAACAAGUAGUCAACUCACUGGUCCUACAAAUGAGGGCUUUCCUCCAUCAAAUAAAGAGCAUUUGUCUGGUUCUUCUCUCACUGGUUAUGGGCUUUUUGUGAAAUUCCACACAGUUCUAUUUCCCAUAGUAACCCACCCACUGAGGUGUCAAACACUUACAAGGGGAAAAAACUACAAGACUCCUAAUUAAGCCCCACCCACGUGCAGAUGGAGUUAAGGGGGGGGGGAUCUCACACUCGCAUUUUCUGUCAACAGAAACCUGUGUCACUUUGUACAUCUCUCUGAGGUCAGAUCACCUGCCGGAUGUCUUGUAGUCGUUUCCCAAACGUGUGUCGUGUUGUGUCGUUCGUGUGCAUACGUGUACAGCUGGUUGUCAAGUCUAUAAAUCCUUACCUGACAGGACAAUACAGAUGUUUGUGUACCAUAAUGUACAAACUGUGACUCCUGGAAACACUGUUUGUUUUUGUUUUGUGAGUGAUUCGAUGUGAAUGAAUGA
Anarrhichthys ocellatus (wolf-eel) is the source of this 4570-nucleotide messenger RNA. RefSeq names its product AF4/FMR2 family, member 2 (gene aff2). The record is from RefSeq and is a predicted model, not a curated record. The coding region runs from base 1 to 3165 and encodes 1054 amino acids. Gene Ontology annotation, biological process: regulation of RNA splicing. Gene Ontology annotation, molecular function: G-quadruplex RNA binding. The transcript has 17 exons. Gene Ontology annotation, cellular component: nuclear speck; nucleus. NCBI's taxonomy places the organism in Eukaryota, Metazoa, Chordata, Actinopteri, Perciformes, Anarhichadidae.